AUGGCCGAUCACGAUGUGAUGAUAGACGUCAACGUCGGCGAAAGUACAACAGAGGCAGAUUCUGGUAUAGAAAACGGAAAGAAUGAUACCAGCAGCGAAGGGGACACUGUUGAUAGCCCAUCCAAGAAAGUUCACUUUGAUGGUGAUAUAUAUGCACAGAAACCGACACAAGAAUCCGAUGCAAAUGUGAACGAGGAGAAAUUGUUGCUUGCAGCAACUCUGGUGUUAGACGCAAAACGGGGUCGGAACAUGGAAUUCAAAAACGGCCAUGAUCAUGUGAAAGCCUAUAUAUUAUACCACAAGUUCUACUUGCGAUGGCUGUUGUACUUCUUCAUCAUCAUUGACCUUGCCCUUGCCCUGGUGGAGCACCCUGCCGUUCCUGGCUGGCUGGCGCCAUACUGGGCUACGAUGAUUGUUGAGGGCAUAUGUAUGGCGUACUUCACUUUUCGUAUCUGCCAUUGUGCCUAUGUCACAACCAAGUUCUGGAAGGACACCAAGAACAUCAUGGUCAUCGGUUGUAUUGUGCUAACCAUGCUAGAUAUCAUCUGUUUUAUUGUGUGGCAAAACCUGGUCACCCCACCUACCCGUGCCAUUCGAUGGUCAAGGUCACUUAGACCAUUCUUCAUUGUGAACUUCUCAGAUGGGAAACAGAUUCGUCGAGCUUUUCGCAACAUCCGGCGAACUGUGCCAGACAUCCUCAAUGUGCUCAUCCUGUUCAUCCUAAGUGUGUUUCUCUUUGCCCUGUUGGCUCUCAAGCUGUUCUACAAGAGAAAGAACUUGGUUUAUCCUAAUGGAGACCCUUACUUCAAGAACUACCUGGACUGUGUGUGGGAUCUGUAUGUGCUUGUCACAACCGCCAACAACCCUGAUGUCAUGAUGCCAGCCUAUGACUUCAACAACUUUUUUGCCAUCUUCUUCAUCAUCUACCUCAUCAUCUGCCUGUACAUCUUCAUGAGCAUCGUCCUGGCCGCCAUCUACAACAACUACAAGAAGAACCUCAAGAACGAGGUCCGCAUGUCAGUGUACGGCAAGCGGCGUCGGUUAGCCAAAGCAUUUGAGCUACUCAAAGUGCGUCGGAGCGGAGAGUAUGCAAUUACCAAGUCAAGCUGGAUCAAGUUGAUGGGGAUUGUGCUUCCCACCAAGAGCAAUGCACACCUCGAGGUCAUGAUGAAGGUGCUUGAUAUCGGGGGCAACGAAUGUAUACGUAAGAAGCAAUUCAUGGGACUGGCCGAUCUCCUUCAGGUGGAGCUCAGCGAAGUCAAGGAUAGACAGACUUUGAUAGAGAAAUAUUUCCCUAAAGUAUAUAACUCCUAUGCCAGCGUGUUGCUGAAGAUCGUCGUCCGACACAAAUUUUUCCGUUAUUCCUUUGACUUCCUCAUCUUCAUCAAUGCCUUCUUCAUCGCCUUUGAUAUUGACGAUGCAGACUGGUUCUUCCUCUCCAUGUUCAUGUUGGAAAUAUUUCUGAAACUCUAUACAUAUGGUGCCAAAGAGUUUUUCAUGAGAUUCUGGAAUAUAUUUGAUUUUUUUGUGAUAGCUGCCUGCGUGGUAGCCUCUGCUGUGGAGCUUAUUAUUGGAGCUUGUAAGUGGGCUUUAAAAUAUAUAUUUUUAAAUUUAAGAAACGGCUGCUUUGUGAUUAAACUGUUUGGCAGCAUACAGAGAUUUAAAAUCAUCAUUAUGACCAUCGUCAACAUUGGACCUUCCAUUCUGACUUAUGGCGGCGUCAUAAUGGUAUUCUACUACUUCUAUGCUAUUAUUGGGAUGGAAAUCUUCAACAAUAAGAUACAAUACUUCGGCUACAAUGAGUCAACGUUACUGGAAACUCAGAGAUACUGUGGCAACCCAGCGAUAAAGGACUCCACAUUCUACAAGUCCCAUUACUGCAGUAACAACUUCAAUGAUCUGCUCAAGUCAAUUGUGUUGCUGUUUGAGUUGACAGUAGUCAAUCAAUGGCAUGUGCUCACCUCAGGGUUCGUGUUGGUAACCUACAAGGCUGCCAGGAUAUAUUUCUUUCUCUUCCAUCUCACAUGUGUUGUGCUGGUGCUCAAUAUUUUCACAGCGUUCAUCCUAGAAGCGUUCAUCCUGGAGUAUUCUCUGCAGAAGGUUCCCAAACUAGAGUCGCAAGUUGAAGCCAAGAUCAAGGAAAUGGGCCUCGGCAUUGGCAGCAAGAAGCCAAACCCUAAGAUUUCGUCAUCAACAGAUUCCAUAGAACUUGUGGAUAAUGAAGUACCCCCAGACAGAAGAGAGGAUGACAAGGGAGACGACUCUGACACGGACAGCAUCCCAGACCUCUCACAGGAAAUAGGACUGAAGUUUCAUCUCAAGAAGAAAAGUCGCAAGAAGGUGGAGGUGUUGCUGAUGCAGAUGUUCGAAGGAGAGAUUGAAGAUGAUGACGAGGGUCCAGAGCUCAAUGAGGAGUACUACGCUACACGCAGACCAACUCUAGAAUCAAUCACAUGAAAGGCCUGACAUCACGCAUCGAAUAUACCUUACCCAUCUCACACUCCAGCAUUCCCAGGAUGCACUAGUGACCUUCAUGUGGUCACUUCAUGUCAGACAUCUUGCUUUUUGAGUCCCUUCAGCUACACACCCUCAUUGGUCUGCCCAUCAACUAUUAUUCAAAGUGGCAUUAAACUCUGAUAAUUUAAAUACUAUUAAAAUGUAUAACGGCACCUAACAUAUUUUGAUCAUAAAGUUGAUCAUGUCAGACCCCAUUGAUCAAGUUAGUGAGUGAUAGAGUUGGGUUUUAUGCAGCUUUAAGCAAUAUUCCAGCAAUAUCACGACGGGGAACACCAGAAAUGGGCUUCACACAUUGUACCCAUGUAGGGAAUCGAACCCGGGCCUUCGGUGUGACAAGAGAAUGCUUUAACCACUGGGUUACCCAACAGCCCUUUCCAUAGUUUAGGAAACAACUUUUCAAAAUGUAUACAUGCAUUCAUAAUUGGUUAAUUUGGAAUUUGUUUAAGUCCUGAUGAUUUCAGCUGACAAUUUACCAUCUGGAUUAAUGGGGUUGAAUUGUAUAUAUCUUAUAAUAACACUUAUUUAAGAAAUGGCAUCAGUAUGUAUUUUGUUGUGAUAUGAACAAAUCAUUGUGAUAUAUAUUAUAAAUAGUAACUGAACAUA
Haliotis rubra (blacklip abalone) is the source of this 3120-nucleotide messenger RNA. RefSeq names its product two pore calcium channel protein 1-like. The record is from RefSeq and is a predicted model, not a curated record. Gene Ontology annotation, biological process: transmembrane transport; monoatomic ion transport. Gene Ontology annotation, cellular component: membrane. Gene Ontology annotation, molecular function: monoatomic ion channel activity. NCBI's taxonomy places the organism in Eukaryota, Metazoa, Mollusca, Gastropoda, Lepetellida, Haliotidae.